This is a messenger RNA of Adineta ricciae, 204 nucleotides long. Lineage: Eukaryota; Metazoa; Rotifera; Eurotatoria; Adinetida; Adinetidae. The record is from the annotation of a GenBank genome assembly.
AUGGAGUGUGAGAAGCACGCACACAUUUCGAUCCAUCUUGCCUUUGUCAUCGUCGUCAAAAGUGUACCGUCGUCGCCUUUAUUAACAUUACCUAUGAAGAUCAAAGUCGACGUGUGGAUGAAAGCUUCUGUUAAUCAUUAUGGAUCAAUAAGAAUCAAACAAAGAAAGUCUAUUUUAUUAAAAUAUAAGAGUUUUUUCGUAUGA